Molecule: messenger RNA, 4261 nt
Organism: Sebastes umbrosus (honeycomb rockfish)
Lineage: Eukaryota; Metazoa; Chordata; Actinopteri; Perciformes; Sebastidae
Product: lamin-A-like
Exons: 14
Coding region: 346-2352 (668 amino acids)
Source: RefSeq, a predicted model, not a curated record
UCAGAGGAGUUCACCACCGGCCCAGUGGAUAAUAUCAUGAUUAACUCGACUGUGGACAUUUUGAAAGGUCAAUAAGGAAAGGAAAGGAAAGGAAAGGAAAGGAAAGGAAAGGAAAGGAAAGGAGGACGUGUCUUAAACGACUGCAGAGAAGCUUUUCCACAGAGAGACGCAGUAGGUACAUGUGCGGUGAGCGACAGCUAGGAGAGCAGUUCAGGGCACGAGCCAAAGGCGCACACACCCACUAGCAGAGAGCAAGGCUGCAUUAUUCAACGGAUCCUCUUCUCUCUACUCUCCUCUGGGCCAGUGACUCACCCCCUCUGCACCUCUUGCUGAGCCAUUAUUACCAUGGAAACCCCGAGCCAGAAACGCGGCAGCCGCGGCGGCACCGUCUCCCCGGCCCGCAUCACCAGGCUGCAGGAGAAGGAGGACAUGAUCAACCUCAAUGACCGGCUGGCCGUCUACAUCGACAAGGUGCGCUUGCUGGAGUCUGAGAACGCCGGGCUGCGCCUGCGCAUCACCGAGUCGGAGUCCUCCAUGACCCGCGACCAGUCGGGCAUUAAGGCGGCCUACGAGGCAGAGCUGGCCGACGCCCGCAAGACCCUGGACCAGGUGGCCAAGGAACGAGCACGCAUGCAGCUUGAGCUGAGCAAGCUGAGGGAGGAGUACAAGGAGCUCAAAGCCAGGAACGGCAAGAAGGAGUUUGACCUGGAGGCGGCGCUGGCCAGGCUGAAGGACCUGGAGGCCCUGCUGAACUCUAAAGAUGCUUCCCUCUCCACUGCCCUGGGGGAGAAGCGGACCCUGGAGGCUGAGUUGAAGGACCUCAAGGCCCAGCUGGCCAAGUUGGAGAGCAGCCUAGCCGAUGCCAAGAGGCAGCUGCAGGACGAGAUGCUGAGGCGGGUGGACGCCGAGAACCGCCUGCAGACGAUAAAGGAGGACCUGGAGUUCCAGAAGAACAUCUACAACGAGGAGCAGCGUGAGUUCAAGCGCCGCCAAGAGACCCGCAUUACGGAGGUGGACGGCAGCCGGCAGCGGGAUUAUGAGAGCAAGCUGGCCGAGGCCUUGAUGGAGAUGAGAGCUCAGCACGAGGAGCAGCUCCGCCUCUACAAGGACGAGGUGGAGAAGACCUACAACUCUAAGCUGGAGAACGCCCGUCACUCAGCCGACAGGAACAGCCACUUGGUGGGAGCCGCUCACGAAGAGCUGCAGCAGACCCGUGUUCGAAUGGAGGGCAUGUCAGGUCAGCUCAGCAUGCUGCAGAAACAGCUGGCGGCGAGCGAGGCCAAGGUGCGGGAGCUGGAGGAGGCCCUGUCGAGGGAGCGGGACCUGAUGCGGCGGCGCCUGGAGGAUAAGGAACGGGAGAUGGCUGACAUCCGAAACCGGCUGCUGCUGCAGCUGGACGAGUACCAGGAGCUGCUGGACAUCAAACUGACCCUGGACAUGGAGAUUGCUGCUUACAGGAAGCUGCUGGAGGGAGAGGAAGAGAGGCUGCGUCUGUCACCUGGCCCUUCACCCACCACCAAGGUCACCGUGACACGGACCUCCGGCUCAGGCCACAGUCACACCAGCCGCCUGGUCCAGGGCUCCGCCUCCGGCUCAGGCCACGGCCACAGCCACACCGGCCGCAUGCUCCUCUCCGGCGCUGCCGCAGGCACCGCCAGUGGCACCGCCUCCAGCAGCCGCAACUCCUCCGGAACAGCCAUCGCCAAGAAGCGCCGCCUCAAUGACAACGACAGCGAGACCUCCAGCCAGGCGGGGGGCACCGUGACCAAGACUCGCAUUAGUCAGCACGCCUCAGCCAGCGGUCGCAUCACAGUGGACGAGGUUGACCUGGAGGGCAAGUUCAUCCGUCUCGGCAACAAGGCCGACGAGGACCAAAAUCUGGGCAACUGGCAGGUGAAGAGACAAGUAGGUGAUACCAACCCCAUCAUCUACAAGUUUCCCCACAAGUUCACUCUGAAGGCCGGAGGAACUGUCACUAUCUGGGCUGCAUCUGGCGGUGGAACCCACAACCCCCCCUCCGACCUGGUGUGGAAGAACCAGAACUCCUGGGGCACCGGCGACCUCCUGCAGACCAUCCUCAUCAGCGCCAACGGAGAGGAAAUGGCCAUGAGGAAAGUGACACGCACCCUGUUCCAUGAGGACGAAGAUGAUGACAUGGAAGCUCACAGCACCAGCGGCGCAGACAACGAGUACAACCUGCGGAGCCGCACGGUGAUCUGCAACUCCUGCGGACAGACGUCAGACCGCGGCGGCGGAGGUCUACCUGAGGGCCUCGUGGGACAAACCUUCUUCAUGGGGACCAACGAGCGCAAACAGGGCCGUGCCAAGCCGGAGAACUGCUCCGUCAUGUAAAAACCAGAGCGCACCUCACCUGAACCCAGCACCUCCUGCAGCCCACUAAGGAGGAGAAUAACAGUUUUCUACCGUUGGGUUAUUUGUCUUUAUUAUUUUUUUUUAUAUAUAUAUGAUCUUAUUUUUUGUACUCAGAUUAAUCUGCAGGUUAGAAUCGCUUCGAGGUUUUUGGGCAAAGGGCACAGGAUUCUCAUAUUCUGAGUUUGUAUAUUCAAGUUAUGUUAUUGCAUGUGUGCUGUGCUUAAUGCUUGUCCUGCUCUUCUUGCACGUUCUCACACACACACACACGCACACACACACACAGCUCCAUUGACCAGUGCUCGUGCUUCGAUCCGAGCCGGGGUUUCACAUUUAAUGGCCAUGCUGUCAACACUCAACACGCACAGCUAGUGAACCCUGUCAGGAAUCCGUCUCUGCAGCCACACAGACGACAGGGAGACCGAGUCCUGUCGGGUUUGUUAAUCAUGUUUAUCACCCAUCAAAUUGAUCAAAUCUUUAUUUAAGGUGUUGUUGAUGUUUACAAUUUAAAUGUCCUCGUUGGUUAUUUUUGGAACAGUAUUGUGCUAUCUUUAUAUGCUACAGAGAAAAUAUAUAGCAUUUUGUUUUUGUUUUGAUAAACUAUGUUGGAAAAGUCUCCAAAGAAAGCCAAAGUACUAUAAGCUCAGGGUGUUCAGCAGGUUGUUUUUUUCACCUUUUAGCCUUAGACAAACAUGUCGUAGUGCGUUUUCUGUGUGGAUUUAGAUCAUACGGUUGGGCUGCUACGGUGCACACAGAGAAAAUAAUCAUUUGAGACGAAUAAAUGUUUCUCUGCAGAGAGAUGGCCCCCAGAGAGAUGUAUUUGGUUAUGCUUUUGAAGGUGUGUAGAAAUAAGGAGUUCUUGUUUGCUGGAUAAGUCGAACGUACUCAGCUCUAAAUGUGUAUCUCAGUUUAAGACACGUUGCUUUAUUAAGUAACUCCAAAGAUGUUUUGUCAUGAUGAUAGAAAAAUGUAGGAUUUUUUGGGGAAAUAUCAGGAAUAGGUGCUAUGUGUUGAGUCUUUACUGGUGCAGUAUAUACAGUAUAUAUUUGUAGGAUUUUACAGCUUAUUCAACCAAAUUGACAUUAUUCUAAUAGUAGCUUUUUGGGAAACAUUUUAACAAGAUCUUUUUACAAAAUACAAAUGUGCCUUCAGUGGACAGAACAACAAUCAGUGUUCUUUAUGCAGUGUUGUGACUGUCAGCUGUCUGAUUUGCUCCUAUAAACUGGUCAUAUGGGCUUUUCCUUUUCCUCUUAAGCUUACCGGCUUUGCAAAUCCCCAGGCGUGGUUUUGGGAUCUGAGUGGGGUUGUGGGGUUUCUAUACUUUGUGACUUUGGCUUCAUGCGCUGCUUUUAUUACGGGCCUCAACAAAUAUGCACAGCAGCAGGUAGAUUUGUACUGUAGUCUGGCAGCUUAAGUCAUUUAUACUCCAAUGAAAAGCAUAUCAAAACAUUUACGGAAAAUACUUGAUAGCUUUUGAUAUUUUCUUUUUUUUGUAUUGUUCUUAUUAGAUGGUAUUUGUGCCACAUUAGAAUUGUUUUUGCCUUUAGUAGAUUUUGACACUAUGAUCCCCAAAGUGCCUUAAAAAGUCCAUGACAAUCGUUGGUUAAAGAAAUGGCCAGCUCCAAAGAUAACGCUGAUUUAUAAUUAACAAAGACGUAGUAUUUAUCUCAUUUGUGCAUGCAAAUAUGAGACAUGAUGACUGUGUGAAAUAUAUGCAACAGAAACAGGUCAUUUAAAAGUUGUGGUCAGGGUGUUUCAGAGGCCUGUCAGACGGAUUGUAAACCAGAAAGAAACUUCUUCUUGUUUUAGUGUUGACUUAAAGGGGACAUAUCAUGCUCAUUUUCAGGUUCAUACUUGUAUUUUAGGUUUCUACUAGAACAUGUUUACAUGC